AUGUUGCAGGUGACCAACAAGUACCAUCUGCAAAUAUCCAACCACGUAAUAGAUGAUGGCAGCAUUCAAGCUGUAACUAUCAUUCUACAAAAAAUGUACAAAACGUAUACAACAUGGAGGAAGACGAUAGAAGAUUUGAUGGUGAGGUGGUCCAAUCUGCCUCAAACAUUCACAACUGACCAGGAGAAACUCAGUGCACUGCAUUCGUUCAAGGCUCUCUGUUCUAUACAAACCAAUGAAAUGUCGCUGAAGGAAGGUGAGCAUGUAACUGUCACUGAUUCACACAGCAGACCCAACCAGCUGAAAAUCAAAAACACGAAAGGAAUGGAGGGUUACAUGUCAGUGUUGAGUUGCUUCUUACCAACUCCGGACCUCAACCUUACAAACUGCAUUGAGAGACUUCAAGUCCAACUGACUACCUACUGGACUGACUCUGUUUCCAAGGCACUUGUGGCAUUAAAGCAGAAUGUUCUGGCAUCUGUUAAAGAGCUACUUUUGAAAAUUGAUGAGAUCCCCGCGACAAGUGCCAGCAGAAAGUUUCAAGAGCGCUGUCAGAGGUUUCUGUCAGCCGUCGAACUGAGGGACGAGUUUAUGAUCAGGUACAUCUCCCAAGCUCUCAGGGAUUUGGAAAAUGAUUUCAUCCAGAAUAAUUAUGAAGGUGUUGAAAUAUUUAAAUCAGAAACAACAGUACAAAGGAAUAGUAUUGCAGAGAUCGAUAAACCCCUCUUGUACUACACAGCGUUGGUGGACAACUUGUUAUCGUACAAACAGCAGCUGUCCAUCCACUGCAGGCCUGUCAUUGUCAAAGAGUUAAACCUAAGUGCACUUAAGCAAUGCCAAAACAGACAGAGAAAUAAACAAACAAUCAUCGACAUCCAACAAAACCACAGAUACAUUGAAUUGAAAAUAACAUCUAUGGAGACGACAACACGAGACGAACGAACCUACCGCACGCUACCACCAACGACAACCACAGCUGCCACAACACAACGGACUGGCAUAUCGCGAAGAUGUAACAUUGAUUAUGUGGUCGACGCGAGGUCUGGCGAGCGACUGUCGAUGAAGGAUGCAGUAGCGGCUGGUAUUCUUGAUAACAAAUCCGGUAGUUACGUUAACAUCGAAACCGGCAAGAAAGAACCCAUCGCUUCGGCCCUGGCUAAAGGGCUGAUAAAAGUUUCUUUUUCAAACAUAAAUACUCCUUUAACAGGAGGCAGUGUUUCUUCCACCACUGAUAACAACAACACUGCUGACGUUCGUACUAACUUGAGUACUCCUAAUCCUAUGGAGGCUACUCCACCUGUUACUACUAUUAACAAUGUAAAUGGGACCAGUCAUGGUAGUUUUAAUACUAAUCAGAAUGUUAUUAGUAGUAGAGAUGUUGCAGUUGAUGCUGAGUCUGAUUCUAGAAUUCUAACAAAACCAACUCGGAAAGAAAGUGGUGAAGAGGAUAUUGAGACAACUUCUCAUCCUUUUGCGAAUCCUCUAACUACUGGCGUCACAGAAGUUGCCAGCAACGUCGACGACAGCAGAAGCCAGCCACAAGGCCUCAUAACGCUUCGCACGCGCGUAUACAGAGAUGAGUACGACAUAGUGAGUGUUCGAGAUCACCUGACCGAUCGGAUGGUCAGUCCCCAACAAGCGCGGAAUUCUGGAAUCAUUGACGGCGGUCUCUUCAGGAACACGCUGACCGAUGAAACUGUGGUGCUUGAUGAGGCCGUGAGGCGAGGCUGGAUUGAAGUCAAUGAGUGGAAGAGUAAGGACGGGGAGAAAGUUCAAACGCGAAAUCUGAGCUGCGAAGUUGACUCCAGCGUCAAACGAAAUCAAAAUGUUGACGACGCGUUUGGCGGUGGUGACGUCAGCGAUGACGAUGCGGUGACUUACGCGGUUGAUGGAGUGAUGGACAGGAUGGAGGAGAGGUACGUUUCGUUUGUGGAGGCCAUCAAGAGAGGACUCCUGCAUUCCGAGUCGGGAUGUUUUGUUGAUAAUCUCACCAAGGCAAAAAUAUACCCGGCCGAGGCAAUCCGCCUAGGUUAUAUGAAGGUCACACGAGUCGAGACUCCACGAAAUAACCAACUGACUACCUACAAACCGAACACGAACCGGCGCUCGAGAAACUACUUCAGUCAGUUUUUUGAUCUCCAUCACCAUCCUCAAAACUACCACCACGCCAGCCUCAUUCAGCCAGUUGUGUCGCAAGGGGCUGACGCUGCAGAUGCGGCCAAAGAGUCAGCAAGGACAAAGACAAUCGCAGUUUUCAAUGUUCCCAACGAGCAUGUCAGCUCAUUCUCCGAUAGCAAUAAUAACUUCAGUCCCCCCCAUAACAAUAAUAACAACAAUGACAGUAACGGUAAUCAGAUGGGUGGUGGUGGCGAUGGCGGUAGCGUUGAUGUCGACAAUAUCAAUGUGGAGUUGAAAAUUCAGGAGAUAUCGUUUUGA
Molecule: messenger RNA, 2436 nt
Organism: Helobdella robusta
Lineage: Eukaryota; Metazoa; Annelida; Clitellata; Rhynchobdellida; Glossiphoniidae
Exons: 9
Coding region: 1-2436 (811 amino acids)
Cellular component (GO): cytoskeleton
Source: RefSeq, a predicted model, not a curated record